AUUUAAUUCAAUCAUGAUAUUUAGAAUGUUUAACUUUAUGAAUUCUCGGAUGGAUGAAUUCAUUGAAGAGAAGAAAGACAUAAAAUUAAUAUUGGAUGAAUCGUUGCUAUUGUAAGAUCUGUUGAUGCCAUAAUAACAAUAUAAAUUGCUUAAUUAGUAAUGUUGGAGAUGAUUCAUAGCGUCAAGGACCAUCCUGAACAUUUAGAGACUUUAAUUGAGUACAUAACAGAAUAUAAAGAUGAAACUUAACAUUAAAGAUUAUAAUAUAAGUAUCAAUGUAUUGAAGAUUGCAAUUAGAUAUCCCUUUUUAGCAAGUGAGAUCCUAAGUAAGGAGAAUGAUUUCUUUCAAGAUUUCCUUUUUGAAGAAGAGAAUGUGCAUUACUUGAAUAGACUAUUUUCUAUUUUGAAUGAAGAUAUCUUAAAUAUCACAUAAGCAGGCUACUUCUCUAAAGUAAUCCUUACUUUAUUGAGAAAGAAGCAUUUCAAAGUAUUCGAUUGAAUAUAACAGCAGAUGUUACAAUAUUUAAAUGAUAGAGAUAUUACUAAUCUUCUUAAACAUAUUGAUAUCCCACACAUUGCUGAAAUUAUUGAAAAAAUUGUUAUUCCAGAUUUAAAUGAUGAUAAUCUAUUACUUUAAAAAUAAAAAUCAGUAUUACAAAGAAUCAUGAAAAUUGCUUUGCAUCGUUACUAUGAAAGUGAUGUAUAUAUUCCUGUUUUAAUCUAGGUUUUUGACAAUUGCUUAUUAAUUAUUAACAAUCUAAUAAAGAGUUAAAUCAAUCAAGAUCAGGAAGAAUUGAUCAAAAUAGUUAUGAAUCCAUACUUCUUUCUCACCAUCUGUGUAAAUAUCAUUUUUAUGAUCUUUUUUUUAGUACCAAAGUCAAAGAAGUGCAGCAUAUGAAUUAGUAUCAAAUCUACUGUAAUAUAUUAAUAAUUCAGGCAAAACAGAUUUAUUUCUCUAUUUUAUCGAUGUAGCUAAGCAUCUUCCAAAUGCAUUCACUACUUCUAAUUUAUAUGCCAUACCUCAUCAAACUACAUAUGGCUAAAUUAUUACUCCUUUAUCUAGUAACAAAUUGAUAUUACUUCAAAUAUUUUACUUACUUUUACUUAGUGAGAAAUAAGAAAUCUUGAUGGAACUCCUUAAUAAUCAAUCCUUUUAAGUUAUCACCACUGUUAUAUUGGAACAUGAAUUUAAUAAUCAAGCUCUAAUUUGGUUUGAUAAGAUAGUGAUCUUCAUUUCGUAGAAACUGCCGUAUAUGUUCAAAUCACUUUCAGAAUACUUAGCCUCAACUAUAAUGAAAUACAAUUAAAAUUAAAAAAAAAAAGUUGGAUCUCUUAGAAACAAUAUUAAACCUGGAUAUUAGGGAAUUUUAACUAAAAUUUCAAAUUUAUUAGUUGAAAAUCAUUUCACAAAUGAGUUUUGGAAUCAAUAUAUUAAUGACACUCUAUCUAAAAUUAAUUCAGUAGAAAAACGAUUAUUAUGUGAUGUUGAUCCUAAACCAAGAUAAAUAACAUAAUGUAUUCAAGAUUCAACAACAUUUGAACAGUCUAAAGAAAAUGAAGAUAGAGAAGAAGAUGUUGAAGUAGAGGAGGAAGAUAUUCCUGAAGAUGAUAAUAAUAAAGAAAAUGAAAAUGAAAAUGACGAAAAAGAUUAGAAUUAAGAUUAAUAAGAAUAAGAAGAGAAAUUUUAUGAUUGCAAUGAGGAAGGUCGAUUGUAACAAUUAGAAGAACUUUAAUAAAUACAAUAAGAGGAACCAAAAAAAGAUAAGUUAUUAUCAAAGUAUUAAAUGUAUUUUUGAAUUAGACAUAAAUCAAGUUCGGAGGAAUAGGAAUUAAUUGAUGAAUAGAUUGAAGAAAUCAUUUCUGAUCCAUAAACAAAACCAGAAUAAGGUAUAUAUAUUAUAAUAUGGAGUAGUUGCAUAAAUUAUUUAAAAUGAAGAGGUUUUAAUUGAUGAGAUUGGUCCUUUAGAAUUAGAAAAUAAAUAGGAUCAUUAGGUUAAUGAAUAUUAUAAAAAGCAUGAGGAUCCAUAAGAUGAAGAGUGAUAUAUA
Paramecium sonneborni is the source of this 2046-nucleotide messenger RNA. NCBI's taxonomy places the organism in Eukaryota, Ciliophora, Oligohymenophorea, Peniculida, Parameciidae. The record is from the annotation of a GenBank genome assembly.